AUGACAAUUAUUGUACUUCUUUGCACUCUCAGCUUUUUCUUCAUCAAUGCUGCCGAAUCCACCCUCACCAUAAGCAAACAUUACUGCUUAAACUCCAGCACCUUCGCUCCCAAUAGCACCUACCAAGCCCACCUCAAUCGCGUUCUUGCUGAUCUCGUCUCCAAUGCAAGUUCUGACCGCAACGAAGCAUUCUUGUUCACAUCGAGCAACGCCGUUUAUGGCAGCUUUAUGUGCAGAGGGGAUGUCUCGAAGGAAGAGUGUGCAAAAUGCGUCAGGAACGCGAGCGUCGAGAUAACCCGCCUGUGCCCGUUGACCAAAGUCUCCAUCCUGUGGUACGAUCAGUGCAGGUUGCUCUACUCCGACACGGAUUUCUCCUCAACCGUGGAGAUGAAACCUUGGUUGAGCGGAAACAAUGAAGAGAACAUAGAACAGCCAGAUGAGUUCAUGAAGCUACUGCACAAGACCAUGGUUCAUGUGGCGAAAGAGGCUGCUUGGCAUCGUCCGAGGAACUAUGGCUAUCAAGACGUCAAGUUCACUCGGGAGAAAACCUUGUACACGUUCGCACAGUGUGUGCCUAAUCAUUCCCCAAGCAAUUGUUCGAAGUGCCUUCACAAUGCCACAACGAGCCUCUUAAGCCUCCAAAAGGGGAAAAUCGGGGGCAGAGUGUUGCUUCCGAGUUGCUUUGUCCGGUUCGAGAUUUACCCCUUUUACAUGAGCAGCCCGAAAGGUGGGAACACAGCAGAACUCGCAUUGUCGGCUUAA
Molecule: messenger RNA, 762 nt
Organism: Eucalyptus grandis
Lineage: Eukaryota; Viridiplantae; Streptophyta; Magnoliopsida; Myrtales; Myrtaceae
Product: cysteine-rich receptor-like protein kinase 25
Exons: 2
Coding region: 1-762 (253 amino acids)
Source: RefSeq, a predicted model, not a curated record